ACUGUACCUAACAGAAAUCACAGCGUCUUAACUUCUCAACUCAACGCUCUAAUUAAGAGAGACAUGCUUUCUCAUUAAUUUAAUGUCUUUGUGAUAUGUUUAUGUGGUGAUUGCUUUGUGCCCCAUGAACCGUGCUGGGAUUCAUCAUUGGCUUCUGCAACUUGUUUGUGUACAUGAUACAUAUGGUGAUGAUGAUGAAGACAAAAUAGCAGAGGAUCAAUCCUUUUUGUUACUGGAUCCCUCAUUGAUAUUUUGAUUGCAAUAUCCCAUUAGCAUGGAUUAGAUCACCGGAGGACUCAAGGGCCAGAGCAGUUAUUCUUUUGAGUUCAGUAGUAGUUUAGUGAAGUGAAAUAGUUUUAGAGGAUCUGACUCUUGACAUUAUCAGGCAGUAGAUUAGAGGAAUAUAACUGCUAUGCCAUUGUAGUUGAGUGACCUUUCUAAUCUAUGAUAGGAUAACGUGAAAGAGAACUUAUAUACUUGGAGUGAGCAUUUUAUAAUCAUGGAAUUAGGUGCUUCUCCACGGAGGCAGAAAUUGCAGACACCAAGUUGCAAAAGUUUAUCUGUUGGGCCAGACCUGUGGCUUGCUGUGCGUGAAGGAUCACUAAAUGAUGUAGAGUUGGCCUUGACACAAUUGAAGAAGAGUGGGGGCAAUAUCAAUUUGAGGAAUGCCUUUGGGCUUACUCCCCUUCAAAUAGCAACUUGGAGAAACCAUGUCCCCAUAGUGCGAAGGCUGCUCGCAGCUGGUGCAGAUCCUAAUGCUCGGGAUGGAGAAUCAGGAUGGACUAGCCUUCACAGGGCUCUGCAUUUUGGUCAUCUUGCUGUGGCAAGCAUCCUUCUUCAGCAUGCUGCAUCUACUACAUUGGAGGACUCUAAAUAUCGGAUACCUGUAGAUCUGUUAUCUGGCUCUGUAUCUCAGGUUUUUGAUAAUGAACAUUAUUCAGUGGCUAAUGAGGUUUUCAGUUGGGGAAGUGGCACAAAUUAUCAGCUUGGAACUGGAAAUGCACAUAUUCAAAAGUUACCAUGCAAAGUUGAUUCUCUUAAUGGGUCGAUGAUAAAAAUGAUUUCUGCUGCAAAGUUUCACAGUGUGGCAGUUACUGCUCGUGGGGAAGUGUAUACAUGGGGGUUUGGAAGGGGGGGCCGUUUGGGGCACCCUGAUUUUGACAUACACAGUGGUCAAGCUGCAGUCAUUACUCCUCGCCAGGUGAUUGGUUUGGGUUCCCGUAGAGUGAAGGCAAUUGCUGCAGCUAAGCAUCAUACGGUUAUUGCUACUGAAGGUGGGGAAGUGUUCACCUGGGGAUCCAACAGAGAGGGACAGCUUGGAUACACUGCUGUAGAUACACAACCCACACCUCGUCGAGUGACCUCUAUGAGGGCCAAAGUCAUUGCUGUUGCUGCAGCGAACAAGCACACAGCUGUAGUGUCUGAUUUAGGCGAAGUUCUUACUUGGGGUUGCAAUAGAGAGGGUCAACUUGGUUAUGGCACCUCAAAUUCUGCCUCUAAUUACACUCCACAUUUGGUUGAAUCCUUGAAGGGAAAGACAUUAAUCAGCGUUUCUGCUGCAAAAUAUCAUACAGUUGUGUUAGGAUCUGAUGGAGAGGUUUACACUUGGGGUCAUCGUCUUGUUAAUCCAACACGUGUAGUCGUUACUAGGAACUUGAAGAAAAAUGGAAGCACUCCUUUAAAGUUUCAUCGCAUGAAACGACUUCAUGUGGUUUCUAUAGCUGCAGGAAUGGUACACAGCAUGGCUCUUACUGAUGAUGGUGCAUUAUUUUAUUGGGUCUCCUCGGAUCCAGAACUUAAAUGCCAACAGUUAUAUACAAUGUGUGGAAGAAAUAUGGUGAGCAUAUCUUCUGGAAAGUACUGGACUGCAGCUGCAACAGAUACCGGUGAUGUUUAUAUGUGGGAUGAGAAAUGUAAGGAUAAGCCACUUGUUGCACCUCGGUUGUAUGGUGUAAAGAGAGCUACUUCGGUUUCAGUUGGUGAAACACAUAUACUAAUUGUGGCUUCCCUCUAUCAUCCUGUUUAUCCUCUCAACACUAUUGAGAAUUCUCAGAAGCAUAAGUUGAAUAAAAGGGAUGAUAUGGAAGAGUUAGAUGAAGAUAUUUUAUUUGAGGAAUUGGAAUCCAGUAGAGGUAUAUCUGCAAUACAGACUGAUACUUUUGGGCAGAGAUCCAUACCCAGCUUAAAAAGUCUUUGUGAAAAAGUAGCAGCAGUGUGUAUGGUAGAGCCAAGAAAUGCCAUACAACUGCUUGAGAUUGCUGAUUCUCUUGGAGCAGAUGAUUUGAAAAAGUACUGUGAGGAGAUUGUUUUGCGUAACCUGGAUUAUAUAUUUACCAUUUCAUCACAUGCUAUGUCAAGUGCUUCACCAGAUGUUCUGGCAAAUCUUGAGAGGACAUUAAACCAGAGAUCAUCUGAGUCUUGGAGUUACCGUCGGUUCCCUAGUCCAACUGCUACUUUCCCAGUGAUCACUAAUAGUGAAGAGGACUAUGGUGAUAUAGAGUUUCAAAAGACUCCCAUAAAAAUGUCUGCAUUGAAGUUGGAGAAAGAUCAAAGAGUUGAUUUGUUUCUGCAGCCCAAGGAUGAUCCCAAUCAAGGAAUCUUGAAAGUAGUUCGAGCCUUAAGGAAGAAGUUGCAGCAGAUUGAGGUUCUCGAAGCUAAGCAGUGUAAGGGAUAUCUUCUUGAUGACCAGCAGAUUGCUAAGCUUCAAUCCAAAUCAUCACUUGAGAGCUCACUCUCAGAAUUGGGUGUUCCUGUUGAGACAUCAAAAGAAUUGUCCUCUGUACCACUCGAAAGGAAAAAUGGUAAGAAGGGCAAACUAUCAAGAAAACAGAGGAAAAACAGUGGCAAACCAAGUGUAGAGCAGACAGAACUGGAAUCUGUUUAUUAUAGAAGUGAAGUCACUUCAGAACCUGCGAAGGACUUGUUGGACAAUAACAUCUUGCAGGUUUCUGGCUCAAAGGUGGAAGAUCAUACUAUGCUUGAACAAACCACCAGGUCCACCACCACUGAUCAAGUUGCAGGAGAUUCAGCUUGUAUGGUACAUAAGAAAGAUUCUUUAGAGAUUAUAAAAAGCAAGAGGCAAUCUCCUAAGGUUUCUAAGAAGAGCAAGAAGGGUGGGCUUUCUUUGUUUCUGAGUGGUGGUCUAGAUGAUGUCUCAAAAGAGGUUGUUCCCCCUCCACCAACACCAAGAAACGAGAGUCCUGCAUGGGGUGGAGCCAAGUUCAUCAAGGGUUCUGCUUCUAUUCGUGAAAUUCAGGAUGAACAAAGCAAAAUCAAAGCAAAUCUGCCAGCUAGGAGAAAAGAGCAGGUGGACGAUCUUUCUGAUUCCGGCAGCACAGGGAGAAUAAAGUUGAGUUCAUUUCUUCCUUCCAGUCCAAUACCGGUUUCCUCAACUCGCAGCUCCCAAGCAUAUGAUGGAGAAAGAAGUACUCCUCCUUGGGCUGCUUCAGGAACCCCUCCUCAUCUCUCUCAGCCAUCUUUUAGGGACAUCCAAAUGCAACAGGGAAAGAAACAAAAUAGUUUUUCUCAUAGUCCAAAGAGUAGAACAGCUGGAUUUACUAUUGCUUCCAGUCAAGGCUCACCAUCUGAAACCACUGGGAUGAACCGCUGGUUCAAGCCAGAAGUGGAUACACCAUCCUCAAUUCGUUCUAUUCAAAUUGAGGAAAAGGCUAUGAAGGAUCUAAAGCGCUUCUACAGCAGCGUUAAGAUUGUCAGAAGGCAGCCUUAAGGUCAGACAAUGUAUUUGCUAAGGUAGCGCUCACUCUUCUUUCUUCUCAACUCAGCAGUGUUAGUCCAAAUGACCAUAAAUUAGACUGUACAGUUAGUUGCAGUGUACAUUGAUUUCUCUUUUAAUAUAAAAAAUGCUAAAUGCUAUAUGUACAUUCAUUUUUUUCAACUUUCCUUUUAGUUGGAAACUGGUCAAUAAUGAUCCUCUUCAUGAUGGCAAAUGCCAGAGUGGAUUACAAAAUACAAACUGUUCAUAGUUUUCCAGUUAUCAUAAGGGUAAAAACAUGUAAGAAUAAGGGGACAGUUUAGCCUUGUAUGGGUUUUGUAUGUUCCCACACCAAGGCAAUUGCAUCUAAUUCCAAUAUCUAAUUUCUCC
Molecule: messenger RNA, 4102 nt
Organism: Abrus precatorius (Indian licorice)
Lineage: Eukaryota; Viridiplantae; Streptophyta; Magnoliopsida; Fabales; Fabaceae
Exons: 11
Coding region: 500-3727 (1075 amino acids)
Molecular function (GO): protein binding
Source: RefSeq, a predicted model, not a curated record